GAAGCAUGUACCUCAUGGAUUACGAUUCCAUAAACCAGCUGCUCGUGUGCAUGGUGUGUGGGGAGCAGCAGUACACCUUCAGUGCAGAUGCAGUGAGGGCUCAUAUACAGGAAACCCAUCCCAGCACUCUGUGUCUUGAAGACAUGGAGCGGCAAAGCAUCCAACAUGCCUGGGACCAACAAGUGGCUAUGAGAGAACGCUUCUUCACCAACCAGCUUUGGCAGAACAAUGAUGCCCCUAAUGAUCAGAGCUUGAAGCAUACAGCUGAGAUCGAAGUGAUUCUGGAAGCAGAUGACAAAAGCAAAUAAACAUGAGAAUGGUGGUGCAGCGGUCGAACAUGCCAAUCUUAACAGAGCCAAUGACCUGGCCGGGCGUCCAGACAGACACAGUUGGUCGUGUUUGAAGAAGGCAAGGUUGGACAGAGUUAAAUUACACCAUCACUGCCAUAUGCGAUCUCUAGGACUGGUGAGAUUGGAAUUGGAAAUGACUGGAUUGGGAGAUAAAAAGGGAAAGUCCAGAUAAAAACAAGAUAGGGGGAUAUUUCUGAGAAAUUCUAAAUUUACAGUUAGACAUAAACACAGUAAGGUUUACCCUGGGUAAGCAUGCUGGCUUUAAGCCUACCUA
Trichomycterus rosablanca is the source of this 624-nucleotide messenger RNA. Its product is annotated as spindlin interactor and repressor of chromatin-binding protein. Gene Ontology annotation, biological process: negative regulation of DNA-templated transcription. The coding region runs from base 6 to 308 and encodes 100 amino acids. The transcript has 2 exons. NCBI's taxonomy places the organism in Eukaryota, Metazoa, Chordata, Actinopteri, Siluriformes, Trichomycteridae. The record is from RefSeq and is a predicted model, not a curated record.